GUAUGUUCAUACUUUUCUAUGUUGUCUGUAAAACAUGGCACUGCACGGGAGAAUCUUGAGAUUCAGUUUGGCUGUGAAUCGUAAUUUACUCAGAACAACUGUUGUCUGCAACAAACGGCACUUGUCGGAAAAGGCGUCUUCCAGUCCGAAAGCAACAGUCCCUGCCGAAACAAUCGAUCAUGUUCUGUACACACAGGAACACUUUGCAUUAAAGGCAUCUUUGAGAAAGAUCAUUGAUCAAGAGAUCAACCCUUACGUAGACAAAUGGGAAGAAGAAGGGCAAUUUCCUGCUCAUAAGAUCUUCAAGAUCCUGGGUAAUGCAGGAUUUCUGGGAGUCAACAAGCCCAUGGAGUAUGGAGGUUUGGGGCUAGACUUCAGCUACAGUGUGGCAGUUGCUGAAGAACUGGGGAACAUCAACUGUGGUGGAAUUCCCAUGGCCAUCGGAGUUCAGAGUGACAUGGCAACACCUGCACUCGCAAGGUUUGGCUCUGCAGAACUCAAGAGCGAGUUCCUGCUGCCCACCAUAAUGGGCGACAAAGUGGCCUGCCUAGGGGUGAGCGAAACGGGAGCUGGCUCUGAUGUUGCAAGCAUAAAGACAAAUGCUGUGCACAAAGGAGAUGAGUAUGUCAUUAAUGGGGGAAAGAUGUGGACCACAAAUGGCACACAAGCUGACUGGAUGUGCCUCCUGGCCAACACCAGCAAUGGCCCUCCACACAAGAACAAAUCCCUAAUCUGCUUACCCAUGAAUCUACCUGGCGUUCAUAUUGCACGCAAGAUAGAUAAAAUGGGGAUGCGCUCCUCGGAUACAGCAGAGGUGUUUUUCGAUGAUGUGCGGGUGCCCUGUAAGAAUGUCAUAGGGCAGGAGGGAAUGGGCUUCACGUACCAGAUGCUGCAAUUCCAGGAGGAGCGACUCUGGGGAGUGGCCAACAUCCUAACGAUGAUGGAGAAAGUUGUCCAAGAGACCAUUAAUUACACCAGACAGAGGAAGAUCUUCAAUCAGGCAGUUCUGUACCACCAGGCAGUUCACUUCAGGCUAGCCGAGCUCGAGACAGAGAUUGAGCUGUUGCGCUCCCUUCUGCAUCGCGCCACCGCGCUGUACAUUAAAGGAAAUGAUGUAACUAAGUUGGCAUCGAUGGCUAAGCUGAAGGCCGGACGACUGGCUCGAGAGCUUGGCGACAGCUGCCUGCAGUACUGGGGUGGCAUGGGCUUUACCAGCGAUGUCCUAGUCAGCAGGUUCUAUAGGGACUCCAGAUUGAUGUCCAUUGGUGCAGGAGCUGACGAGGUCAUGCUGUCAAUCAUAUGCAAGUACAUGGACACUCUACCCAAGAAAUGACUUCACCAUUAAUUAUUUUCAGAAUGAAUUAAUUUUGAAAAACAAAGUGCACUUAAAAGGAGCUUUUGAAACUUCUCUAAAAUUAAAUGUUUCAAGAAGGUAUCAGUUCUAAAAGGAUUUCUAACAGAUUUUAGAUGGCCGAUAUUUAACUUGCAGCCAAUACAUUGUUAUUGUAGUCCUCUUCAAAACAAUACAUCUUUUUGCCUUAAUGGAGACUUAGUUGAUUACCUGCUUUUGGAAAAGUUUAUGUAUAAACUGUAAAAUAGAAACAUGUAAAUUCUGAAUAUAGCUAUACAUGUAUAAUUUUGUCUAUGCAUGAAAAACAUUGAACAGGUUUCAUCAUUCUCAACAAGUGUUAGUUACUCAUGCAAACCACAAAUGGAUUUUAAUAAAUGAAUGAAAACAGGA
Molecule: messenger RNA, 1741 nt
Organism: Myxocyprinus asiaticus (Chinese sucker)
Lineage: Eukaryota; Metazoa; Chordata; Actinopteri; Cypriniformes; Catostomidae
Product: probable acyl-CoA dehydrogenase 6
Exons: 9
Coding region: 35-1333 (432 amino acids)
Biological process (GO): fatty acid beta-oxidation using acyl-CoA dehydrogenase
Molecular function (GO): flavin adenine dinucleotide binding; acyl-CoA dehydrogenase activity
Source: RefSeq, a predicted model, not a curated record